AUGGAAUAGUUUUUUAAUAAAUCAGAUUUUCCAAAAGUAAAAGAAGAAUUAAAUAGGUUAUUUCGUAAAAAUACAUUUAAUAUGCAAAAAAAAAGAUUUCUUGUUGAUGAAUAUUCCAAACAAUAUCCUUAGUUAAAUAAAAUAUAAAAUAUAAAGCGUGAAUUUCCAGAUAAAUUAGUUAAUAAAGAGUAAAGUUUAAAAGUUCCUAAGUAUUUUUUUUUUUUUUUAAAUAAAAUAUUUAAAAUAAUAUGUGAGAUAUUAAAUAAAUAAAGAUAGAUCAGAUAUUGAAAUUAGGCCUAUGUUUAUUAAAAAUACUCAUUGUGGAUUAUAUAAUGCUAGAUCUCCACUAAUUGCAUUAAUAUAUCCUUCAACUAAAGAAAAGCUAUAUUUAUUUGAAUAAGAAAGAAAAAAAAAUAUGGAUAAAUUAGAAAAGGAGAUUGUUAUUAAAAUUAACAUGAUAUUUCUUAUAUAAAUAAAUAUGAUAAAUAA
Molecule: messenger RNA, 489 nt
Organism: Ichthyophthirius multifiliis
Lineage: Eukaryota; Ciliophora; Oligohymenophorea; Hymenostomatida
Exons: 2
Source: RefSeq, a predicted model, not a curated record